Molecule: messenger RNA, 735 nt
Organism: Phycomyces blakesleeanus NRRL 1555(-)
Lineage: Eukaryota; Fungi; Mucoromycota; Mucoromycetes; Mucorales; Phycomycetaceae
Exons: 5
Coding region: 1-735 (244 amino acids)
Source: RefSeq, a predicted model, not a curated record
AUGGCAAGAUUCACAAGAAGCUUGUCUUUUAAUAGAUUUUUCUUUAGCUCUAUUCAAAACCGAUGGCAGCGACAUGUGGACAUAUACUCAAGGACCAUUAAAUUGCCAACAGAUAUACCGUACUUGAUUGAGCUUCGGUUUGUGGGUACAAAGUUGGCGUUACGCCGAGUAAAUCUGCGUCUGUGCAUGAGACACUAUUGUUACAAAAUUGGACCUCGCGCCUAUGAUGCACUUAAUGGUAGCAACAACUAUCAGCAAUUGUAUGGUGCAAGGAAAAAGAGGCGUCGCGAUUUACUAACAAACCUAAAGUCAAAAGUAUUCACCCUUACGAUAAAAUUGGACAGCAGCGACAGAUUAGGACCAAAUUUGGUACGCUUCUCGCAUAUUCAGCUUCAAGGGCAUCGCUUCUUGCUUACAACCCAUUCACAGUGUUUACGUUUCAAGCGCACAAUGACAAUAAUUAUGGCUUUACAAGUGAUCAAACACAAAGAUCAAGCUAUGUUGAAUAGAAAAGUCAAACGACUAUAUGACGCCAUUCCAAACUACGAGGUCAAAGAUGGAUUGAAAUGCAUUCUAAAACUUUACCCGAAAUGUAAUGCCAACAUUCAAAGCAUAGAAAAUAACGACUUGGGCAGUAGUGCAGCAAACUUGGUUGGUAUAUUGUCUUUUGAUCUUCCAAAGCAUAAUAAGAAAACAGUCAUACCUGUCAUCCUGGAUAGCCUUCAGACAGCAUGA